Molecule: messenger RNA, 1981 nt
Organism: Rhinolophus ferrumequinum (greater horseshoe bat)
Lineage: Eukaryota; Metazoa; Chordata; Mammalia; Chiroptera; Rhinolophidae
Gene: IGFBP1
Product: insulin like growth factor binding protein 1
Exons: 5
Coding region: 611-1429 (272 amino acids)
Biological process (GO): regulation of insulin-like growth factor receptor signaling pathway
Cellular component (GO): extracellular region
Molecular function (GO): insulin-like growth factor II binding; insulin-like growth factor I binding
Source: RefSeq, a predicted model, not a curated record
GUCAGAUGGGGGAGCACUCUAGGGGUUUGGUGGCCGUUUGUUUUGCUGCUUGCUGCUGUGGGGCAAGCAAUGGAAACACUGGGAAAUCGAUCCGUGUGGACAGGGAUUUCCACUACGUGCAGGCUUUGGAGAGGGAGCGGCCGGCCAGGUGCACAGCGGUGAGUGCCCGGGGCUGACCAUCUGCCAGCACACGCAGGCGGUCCCCGGAUGUUUACGUGUCCCCAUUUGCCAACGGUGCUGAUCUCUGGGCUUUGCCGGGGUCAGCCAUGGUGCCCUGGAACCAGACGAGGCAGCGUCUCCUCCAACUGGCUGUGUGCCCGGUGGGAACCCCAUGACAACAGGACAAACAGUCUGAAACCUGGACGUUAAUCCUCUUUCCACCCCCAGUUUGCGCAGGGCCUUGAGCGCACGGAGAAAACAAACUUAUUUGGAACACUGGCCGCCAGCACGCGGCUCUGCCAAUCAUUAACCUCGAGGUUCAGGUGACCCGGCCCCCAAGCCCUUCAAAAGGCGCGCGCUGCGCCCAGCGAGCAUCCACCGCCCGGCGAGUACCCACCUGCACCACCGCGCAGCGAGCAGCGAGCAGGACCUGUCCGCCACCAGACCCGCUAUGUCCGCCACCCGCCCCGCUAUGUCCACGGUCCCUGCUGCCUGCGCCUGGCUGCUCUUUCUCCUGCUGGCCGCCCAGCUCGGCGCGGUCGUCGGCACUCCCCAGCCGUGGCGCUGCGCGCCCUGCUCCGCGGAGAGGCUCGCGCUCUGCCCGCCGGUACCCGCCUCGUGCCCGGAGCCCGCCCGGCCCGCCGGCUGCGGCUGCUGCCCGACGUGCGCCCUGCCGUUGGGCGCUGCCUGUGGCGUGGCCACUGCGCGCUGCGGCCGUGGGCUCAGCUGCCGGGCGCUGCCAGGGGAGCCGAGGCCCCUGUACGCCCUCACCCGCGGCCAGGGCGUCUGCAUGCUCGUCCCGGAAGACACCACGCCCAGCGCUGAGGCCACAGAUGCAAAGGGCUCCAUGGCCCCAGAGAACGUGUCCCCUGAGAGCGUUGAGAUGACCCAGGAGCAGUUGCUGGGCAGUCCCCACCUGAUGGGCCCGUCCGGGGAUGAGCUGCGCACCCUCAGGCACGCCAUCAGUAAUUUCCAGAGUACAAGCGCUCUCGAGGUCGCCGACGUCACAAAGGGGAAGGGGCCCUGCCAACGGGAACUGUACAGCGUGCUGGAGAGAUUAGCCGAGCAGCAGCAGAAAGCAAGAGACGGGCUCUACACCUUUUAUCUGCCCAACUGCAGCAAGAAUGGCUUCUAUUACAGCAAACAGUGUGAGACGUCCCUGGAUGGAGAGGCGGGGCUCUGCUGGUGUGUCUACCCCUGGAGUGGGAAGAAGAUCCCAGGGUCUGUGGAGGUCAGAGGGGACCCCAGCUGCCAUCAAUAUUUUCACUGAGAAGAGAAGCAAUAUGCCCUAUUCUUUCACAUGAAAUAUUUAAGUACAUAGUAUAUUUAUACUCUAUAACACACACUUUUAUAUAUAUGUGUAUGUAUAUAUAGGAACUACUUUUUACACUGCACAGACUACUUGAUGUAUAAAGGUGUAGUUUAUUUAUUCACUGUAAGUUAUUUUUCUACACUGUAACUUGUGCUGUAUAAUUUAUAUAUCAUGAAACACUUCUUACCAUGUUCCAUGUAAAUGCAUUUUAGCUCUUCAAAGGUUUGUGCUUCUCUUUGUAAAGAGCACGGGAAAAGACUGCCUAGAAAACACCAAAUCAAAUGUGUAGCUGUGGUUUUUCAAACGGACCAGUGGAGGACAGUGAAGCCUGGCUGAAGAGUACAUGCUCCAGUCUGUUCCACGAUCCCUGGUGCCUGUGAAUUUGCAGAAGUUCCAUGUUGAUUAAUCACAGCUGGAGGUGGCGAUGUGGCUACAUGUAAACACAGGCACUGUAUACAUCGUCAGACACACUUGCACAAUGUGAACAGUUCAGAAUAAAUGUUCUCGGGA